GUGACAGAUGACAGAUGAGGUGACAAAGGAAGAUACCUUUCAAAUUCAAACUUAUAGGUUGUUUUUAUGAUAAUUUUGUUUACUUUAUUUAUUUUCUUGUGAUCUAUAUGUUGGCGGUGAUAAGUAAAACAAUUAAUAGAAUGUUUUAAAUAUAACAAAACAUGGAAUAUGAUAACAUCGAACUAAGCGACGAUGAAGAAGAAAUUACAGCUCAAACAGUACUGAGAACACUUCAAAAUGCUUGGCAAAAUGAACGUUUGGCACCAGAAAUACUUCCACAUCAAAAUGAAAUGGUCGAGUGUAUGCUAGGACAAAUACAGCAUAUGGAAAGAAAUAUAAACAAACUGCCUAAAACUGAUCUUCGUGCUUCUAUACACAAAAUGGAACUGAAUAGAAUUAAGUUUAUAAUUUGCAAUUAUUUGAAAACAAGGUUGGAUAAAAUUGAAAAAUAUUGCAUUUCCAUAUUGAAUGAUGAAAAACAAAGGCUGGAAUCUGGAACAAAUUACCUGACUCCCUCCGAAUACAAGUAUGCUCAGGAAUAUUUGAUUAACAUGGAAAGUCAUUUAAAAGAAGCAGCAUUAGAUCAUGUGCCAGGUAAUAUGCAAAGUUUUGACCUUAACAAAUUAGUCAUAUAUCCUAAUUUACAAGCACAUGUGUUCCUUAAAGCCAAUGAGACAGUUACAGGAAUUAUUUUAGAAGAUUUGGGUGGUGAUCAAGAUGAAGAAAUAGAUUUAGAAGAAAAUUCACAACAUAUACUUCAAUACAAACCAAUAGCGGAUUUAUUAAAAAGUGGAAAAGUACAACUUAUGUAAGGUUAUCUAAAUUCACAAAGUGCAAUUAAUGUUAAUAAAUUGUUGUUUAAUAUACCUUUUUUUUAAUGUGAUUUUUUUAAUCUUAUACACAGAAGGAUUAGAAAACAGUUCAGUAUUUCUCCCAUUUGUAUUAUUCAUCUUCUUCUGUCCAAUCCUUUUCCAGUUAAUCCUAGACAAAGUAAAACUCUAUUAGACAUAUCCCCAAUCAAAAGUGAAAAAUAUAUGGAUGGAUACUUGGAGGUAACUUUGAUAUCUCUGAUCUGAUUAUUGUCAAUGUAAAUAUAAAAAAAUGAAACAAAACGUAAAACUUCCAAUUAUUUUUAUUUUUAAGACACUUAAAAUU
Messenger RNA from Papilio xuthus (Asian swallowtail), 1155 nucleotides. RefSeq names its product DNA replication complex GINS protein SLD5 (gene Sld5). Gene Ontology annotation, biological process: DNA-templated DNA replication; double-strand break repair via break-induced replication. NCBI's taxonomy places the organism in Eukaryota, Metazoa, Arthropoda, Insecta, Lepidoptera, Papilionidae. The record is from RefSeq and is a predicted model, not a curated record. Gene Ontology annotation, cellular component: GINS complex. Bases 162 to 812 code for a protein of 216 amino acids. The transcript has 2 exons.